AUGUCUGGCGAACACUCCUUCAUGGCCAACCCAGCGCCCUCUGCACCGCCACCGCUGGCUGCGCAGCCCAGUAAUGGGACGCCACCCUCGGCGAGCUCACAGAACGUGCCUCCCGGACACCCUUCUUUUAGGCGGCAGCGCGCCAGUAGAGCAUGCGAAAGUGAGUUUGUCAUGCUAGUCUUUCCUUUGCACCUCCCCCUACUUCGCGUUGUUGCGACAGCAGGUAGUCGACGCCUGUUCGUUCUUAUAUCCGUCCAACGCCUUGUCCGAUGCGACGCCGCCUCGCUCGGCAUCCCCUGCACCAACUGCACCGCCUUCUCCAUCGAGUGCCGCAUCCCCCAGCCCAAGCGCAAGAAGACACAGGGGCCAAGACCAAAGAUCGAGGGAAGUGAGCGAGCAGAAAGCGAAGAGCGCUCUCCGGCAAGCGCCUCGGUGGAACCACGAGACAAGCCGGCCCUAUACAGCUCGGAAGAUGGUACGCCCUCUACGACUCUGUCGAGCGCCUAUGCGGCUCAGCAGGCGACCCACAAUGGCACCUAUGUGCAGUUCAUGAAGCCCAAGUUCGCCAGAGCACCCAUCAAAGAAGCCGGCAGGGUCGCCUACUUGGGCGAAUCCUCCAAUCUCUCCCUCCUCGUACACGACCAUGGCACCACCGACGUCGUCCACUAUCCGCUGCCCGAGAACGUGCGAGGGGCCAAAGCGCGCGUCAAUGAGAUGGACAAUAUGGAAAUCGAGAUAUUGCACCAGCGAGGCGCCUUCCUGCUCCCCCCACGAGCCCUCUGCGAUGAGCUGGUCGAGGCCUUCUUCAAGUGGGUGGCUCCAGUCGUACCCGUCAUCAACCGCAGCCGCUUCAUGCGUCAAUAUCGAGACCCCAAAAACCCUCCCUCACUCCUUCUUCUGCAGGCUGUCCUCUUGGCUGGAUCGAGAGUUUGCACAAAUGCCCAAUUGAUGGACUCCAGUGGCUCGACAACGCCUGCUGCCAUGACCUUUUACAAGCGCGCCAAGGCUCUCUUUGACGCCAAUUUUGAGGACGAUCGUGUGACGAUUGUACAGGCACUCAUCUUGAUGGGAUGGUACUGGGAGGGUCCAGAGGAUGUGACCAAAAACGUCUUCUACUGGACGAGAGUCGCUAUUGUCGUUGCGCAAGGUUCGGGCAUGCACCGCAGUGUUGAGGGUUCACAGCUCAGUCGGUCAGACAAACGCCUUUGGAAGCGCAUUUGGUGGACCUUGUACAGCCGUGAUCGGUCGGUAGCCGUUGCGCUUGGUAGGCCUGUCGCGAUUGACCCCGAGGACUCCGAUGUCGAAAUGGUCUCUGAAGAUGACUUUAUCGAUGACGAAGUCGACCAUGGUGCAGAGUAUCCGCCGGAUCCCGUUCAUGUCCAGUUCUUCAUCAAUUACGUCAAGCUGAGCGAGAUCAUGGGCUUGGUCUUGUCACAGCAAUACUCGGUCGCAUCAAAACAUCGUAGAGCCAACGCUAUUGACCUCACACACAGUGACAUGGCUCUCGCAGAUUGGUUGCAGCAUUGCCCUCCAGAAGUUCAGUGGGACCGACAACACCAUCACUUCUGGGCUGCUCUGUUGCAUGCUAAUUACUACACAACGCUUUGUCUUCUACAUCGGGCACAUAUGCCACCAGCUGGAUCACCAAAAGGCAACAAUCUUGAUGGGUUUGGCGAAGAACAUGCAUAUCCCAGCAGAAACAUUGCUUAUCAAGCUGCCGCCAUGAUCACGUCCAUCAUCGAGAACCUGCGAGCUCACAACGAGAUACGGUAUACUCCUGCGUUUAUUGUUUACAGCUUGUUCUCGGCGCUCAUCAUGCACGUCUACCAAAUGAAGUCGUCAAACAAGUCGAUCGUCUCAGCAACAGAACAGCGAAUUCAGAUUUGCCUGGACGCGCUAAAAGAGGUCUCCAAAGUAUGGCUAGUCGCGAAGAUGGUACACACACUGUUUGAGUCCAUAUUGGGCAAUAAGCAUCUCGAAGAGCGCUUGCAAAAGGCUGCCGGUCGGAACCAUAAGAAGAACAAGGUGCCGAGCGCUCCGCCACCACCACCUAAGCCAGCACAAGAGGCGCCUAAGCGCAAGUUUGACGACAUGGAUCUUGGCUUCCCUGCUACAAAUGGCCCACCCGCUCCUCAGGUUUCCUAUGAGCGAUCCAGGCCUCAGACCCCGGCGGUGACUCCGUCUCGAGAGAUGCCUCCCCAGCAGAUGCCUCAGAUGACGACAGGCUCACCGCAGAUGAGUCGUCAAAACCAUGACGCAUUCAUGGGACCUUCGCGAUCUGGAACUCGUCCAACAACCCCUUUUAAUCCAUCGUAUUCUUACCCAGGCACGCCCCCAGACUUGUUCUUGGUGACCCGCGACACUCCCAACAUUAGUCAGGAAGUUUGGCAAAACUUUCAGCCAGACCACCUAUUCCCAGCAGACACGCAAGUCGCUUUCCCGGUUCAGAGCCAUAGCCUUGUGGACCCAGCCCUAAGUCAGCCGCAGAACAUGCCCAUGCAUCAACAAUCCCAGCAACAGGGUAGCCAACAAUCCAUGCAAAAUGGGCCAUCCGGUAUAGGUAUGCCCAAUACAUACGACCCCAACCAACAAACAUGGACACAACAGCUCGAGUCCAUGUCACAAAACCAGCAACAGCAUAACGCACAAGACGACACAUGGAGUCAAAGCUCUGGGGGCAGACACAAUCCAAUUGUUCCGAUGAGCUUGAAUGUGGAUGACUGCAAGCAAGAGGGCAGAAGCGAUGAUGUCAAGGCCAUCAGCCGGAUUUGGACUGCGUAUCGCAUCGCGAACCUCCAUGACGAAAGCACGCGAACAGAGUCUCCUAUUCUGCUCCCGGCAUUACACCACUCCAUUCUCGAUACUGCACCGUUACGAUUCACCGACCCACCACUGCCUGAAUGCAUUUCUUGCUCCUUCCUGGCAGAGCACGAUAUUUCGCGAGACCGUGAAUCGCAGUCAAACAACGACGCUUCCCGACGUUCUUUCCGAAACUACGAUCCCAGCGCCUCAUUACCCCACGUAGCGCCUUGUACACACUUUCAAUUCAGAACUGUGGCUGACAGAACAACUUCCAGAGAUUCGAGUGCACCACCAGUACAAAGACGCGACCCAAACAUGUUCCAAUCGCAACAAAACGCAGGCCGUGGUGCCCCACUCGGAGCGAACAGGCUCCAGAAUGGCAAGCUCGGCGGCUCUUCACAAUGGGGCUUUGGAUCUCCCAUGGGCGGUGCGCCAGGACUCCCGAAUGCGCAGUCGAGGGCAAAUGGAGGCGCCAUGUCGAGCUUUGCACAAGCAAUGGGUGCCUCUCAUACUCCACUAAAUCUCGAGGAAUUUCCUUCGUUGUCUGGCGCCCCGCAAGCGCAACAAAAUACUUCGGCACAGCAAAUGUGGUCGAACCCCACGAUACGGUCGAAUCAGCAACAAACUAUACAGCGACCACAGGGACAGGGACAGGGACAGCAACAAGGGCAGAUUGGCCAGGGUGCAAAUCAGCAGCAGCAGCAACAGCAGAACCAGACCCAGGACGACUCGUCACAGAGCCAGUUCUCAAGCGUCGGCGACGACUAUCGCUUUGGCGGUGCUGGCGGGGUCGGACAACUCUCAGGUGGGGCUCAGCCACAGACGGGCAAUAUAGAAGAGUUCCCGCCUUUAGGCGGUGCUGCGGGAGAAAUUGGACCAGACCGUAGAGCGGGGCUGAUACAAAAUGCUGCAGCUUUUGGGAGCAAUCCCAGUACGGGCGCCUUCCCAGGCCUUGGACAGACGCGCAACGGUUUAUCGAGUCCAACGGACAGCCAGCAGGACCGCACCAUCAACCCCACAGUAGGUGGGCGGGGCUUGCCGGGUGCAGGUAAGCUGUCAAAGGCCGAACUUGAGGAACACUCACUCACCAAGCCAGUGUCGCGAACGCCUUUUGAAUAUAUGCGAGCAAAUCCGCAAAAUGUACAAGAAGGUGGUCAACGAACGGGACAAGCACCCAGCAAUUUGUCGUUUUUAGGGCCUCAGGCCAACCGAACUGCUGGCGACCUGGCUCCGGGUGCUCAACGUCCACAGCAAAGCCAAUUUGAGCAGACCUUUGGAGGCGAAGGUAUCGGCUCACCAAAUACGCAACCCCUUCACAAGAAGCUUGCAGACAUGACAGACUCGGAAAGAUAUGGCCUGCCAGGGUUGCUGGCCAUGAUCCCGCUCGAAAGUCCAGACUACUCAUCGCUCGCCAUGGGACAAGAUCUCACAGUCCUGGGUUUAGAGCUCAGUCGACCCGACCACUCCCCCCUCCAUCCAACCUUUGGCUCCCCCUUUGUGGAAUCCACCUCCAAGCCCGUGAUCCCCCCUUCCUUUACCCUACCCGCCGCCUACACGGUCACCAAUGUCCCACCCCUGCACUCGAAAAUGUCCUCCUUCUCCGCUGAAACUCUGCUCGCCAUCUUCUACCAGUUUCCGCGCGACAUCUUGCAGGAGAUUGCAGCGGCGGAAUUGUACAAUCGCGAUUGGAGGUGGCAUAUCAAUCUGCGACAGUGGAUGAUGAAGGAUCCUGAUCUACCGGCGCCGAUUCGGUUGAGUCCGAAGGAGGAGAGGGGAUGGUACUUGUUCUUUGACGUUGGGAAUUGGAGGAGAGAGAGGAGAGAAUUCGAACUCAACUACGAUCACCUGGACCAGCGCCAUGGGAGCCCGGCUAUGGCUGGGCAGAUGUAA
Molecule: messenger RNA, 4692 nt
Organism: Plenodomus lingam JN3
Lineage: Eukaryota; Fungi; Ascomycota; Dothideomycetes; Pleosporales; Leptosphaeriaceae
Source: RefSeq, a predicted model, not a curated record